Aspergillus sclerotioniger CBS 115572 is the source of this 327-nucleotide messenger RNA. RefSeq lists its product as uncharacterized. The record is from RefSeq and is a predicted model, not a curated record. NCBI's taxonomy places the organism in Eukaryota, Fungi, Ascomycota, Eurotiomycetes, Eurotiales, Aspergillaceae. The coding region runs from base 1 to 327 and encodes 108 amino acids. The transcript has 2 exons.
AUGAGACAACAGAACAACGGCUCGUCACAAAACGGCGAUCCCAGCCACCGCAACGAGAGCAGUCGAAGCGCGGGCCUCGAACCUUCGAACUCCCCCUCUCAAACACCUGACCGACUCGCCGAGGACCUGGUUUAUUAUCGAAGCUUUCUUGAACAGCUGUUAGGCUUGGUACGAAAUGGAGACCAGGAAACUGUCAACCGGAUGGUUUCUAUCAUCCGUGCGGAUGCUUCACAUCAGGAGAUCCUGACAGUUUUGUCUGAGAACGCAGCCGACAAUACCCAGACCGUUCAAGGGGAUGGUGGUCGGAACAAUCACAAUCAGAAUUAG